Messenger RNA from Bipolaris zeicola 26-R-13, 2016 nucleotides. RefSeq lists its product as uncharacterized. The transcript has a single exon. Gene Ontology annotation, biological process: maturation of SSU-rRNA from tricistronic rRNA transcript (SSU-rRNA, 5.8S rRNA, LSU-rRNA). NCBI's taxonomy places the organism in Eukaryota, Fungi, Ascomycota, Dothideomycetes, Pleosporales, Pleosporaceae. Gene Ontology annotation, cellular component: small-subunit processome; nucleolus. The record is from RefSeq and is a predicted model, not a curated record. The coding region runs from base 1 to 2016 and encodes 671 amino acids. Gene Ontology annotation, molecular function: U3 snoRNA binding; rRNA binding.
AUGCGUGCACCAUCCGACUCUGAACAAAGCGAAUCCGAAGGCUCCGACAGUGGUGCUUCCGCAGACGAUGACGGCGAGGAGGAGGAAGAGGCUCAGCCAGCCGCCAACGCCUACGCAGCUCUCCUCCAAUCUUUCUCCGCCCGCGAUACUGGCUCAGAUGAACCCCGGAAAAAGAGGCGGAAGCUUGAGCACGAUCACGAGCCAGAACAGGCCGUUGCCAAAGACACCGAUCAACUGGAAGACGCUGAAGCCAAUGCGAAUGACCGUGAGGACGAGGUAGAGCAAGGCGAUUCCGACGACGACCAAGCAGACGGAGAUGAUACCAAAGAACAAGAGCUGGAGAAGGCCUACGAGAAACACUUUGCAAAUCCAGACGAGAACGAACUGGCAGCACGGCUGAAACGGAUAGCGGCGAACCAAUGGUCAUCGCAUAAACUGCGCACGGCAUCAGGCAGUGCAAAGGGUUUUGGCAUUCUCCAAGUCCCGAGCGACGAGGUCCAGCCACCCUCAAGGAGAGUGAAGAGCACUCGCGAUGUACAAUUAAAGGCUCGACUGGUGGAGAAUGCGCAAAAGAAAGUCGGAGACUUUGACCCAGUCGAACAAACCAUUGCACCGUCCCUGUUCGGCUACCAAGACCUGCUGUUCGGCGCGCGAACGGUACAAAACGCUAACCGCCUUCGAGACAUCACCUGUCUGCAUGCGCUGAAUCAUAUUCUCAUGACCCGCGACCGAGUGCUUAAGAACAACGCAAAGUUGGCAGCUGCAGGCGACGACGACGAUGCCGAAUAUCGCGACCAGGGCUUUACGCGUCCCAAGAUACUGUUCCUUCUUGAGACCAAGCAGGCUUGUGUACGCAUCUUGGAUUCCAUCACCAAACUCUACGACUUUGAACAGCAAGAAAACAAGAAGCGAUUUCUCGACAGUUUUUCACUGCCAGAAGACAAAUUUUCGGACGACAAGCCCGCAGAUUUCCGCCAACUAUUCGAAGGCAACGACGAAAACGAGUUCCGCAUCGGCGUCAAGCUAACACGUAAGACACUGAAGUUGUUCUCAACUUUCUACAACUCCGACAUCAUCUUUGCUUCUACUCUCGGUCUGCGUCGAGCAAUCGAGUCUGGUGACCCCAAGAAGCGGGACUACGACUUCCUAUCAUCCAUCGAGAUGGUAGUUAUGGAGCAAGCGGAUGCUACCCUCAUGCAAAACUGGGACCACACAGAGUUCGUCUUUGAGCACCUGAAUCUCCAGCCAAAGGAUUCUCACGGCUGCGACUUUUCACGGGUGCGUUCGUGGUAUCUAGACGGACACGCACCACAUAUUCGACAGACCAUUGUGCUCUCCGCGUUCCUGACACCAAAGAUCAACACUCUGUACAACAAGCAUAUGCGCAAUGUAGCCGGGCGCUUAAAAUACACUGCCGAUAACACAGACGGUCUGAUAGAAACAAUGUCGUACGGCGUAAAGCAGACGUUCGUGCGUUUCGACUCACCGUCCCAUCUUACCGAUCCAGACGCGCGCUUUAAAUACUUCAACACAUCCAUCCUACCAUCGAUCAACCGCAUGCCGAGGCCGCCAGAGGGUGGUUUGGGUGUUUUGAUCUUCAUUCCAUCCUACCUGGACUUUGUCCGCGUGCGCAACUCGCUCGUCGACUCGGACUUUUCAUAUGCUUCAAUCAGCGAAUAUACCGAUGUGACCGAUGUGCGCAAAGCCCGCUCACACUUUAUGAACGGAAAGCACUCACUGUUGCUGUACACGGGUCGUGCGCACCAUUUUCACCGCUACAAGAUUCGGGGUGUCAAACGGGUUGUGUUCUAUGGUGUGCCGGAGAACCCCAUAUUCUAUGACGAAGUGGUAGGCUUUAUUGGCAAGACUCUGGAACGGGCCGAAAUUAGUAGAGCAGAAGUUAGUGUCAGGGUGUGUUUUUCAAAAUGGGAAAAGAUGGAGUUGGAAAGGAUUGUUGGCACAAAGAGAGUGGGCAAGAUGAUUGCAGACAGGGGUGAUGUAUUUGACUUUGUAUAA